Anopheles marshallii is the source of this 896-nucleotide messenger RNA. RefSeq names its product ATP synthase subunit gamma, mitochondrial (gene ATPsyngamma). Lineage: Eukaryota; Metazoa; Arthropoda; Insecta; Diptera; Culicidae. Gene Ontology annotation, biological process: proton motive force-driven ATP synthesis. Bases 3 to 896 code for a protein of 297 amino acids. The record is from RefSeq and is a predicted model, not a curated record. The transcript is spliced from 2 exons. Gene Ontology annotation, molecular function: proton-transporting ATP synthase activity, rotational mechanism.
CCAUGUUCAAGUCCGUUGUGCCCGUGCUGUCGCAGGUGCCAGCUGAGCUAUGCCUUGGCCAGCAGAACCGUGGCAUGGCCACACUAAAGGCCAUUUCGAUCCGGUUGAAGUCGGUUAAGAACAUCCAAAAGAUCACCCAAUCCAUGAAGAUGGUGUCUGCCGCCAAGUAUUCCCGCGCUGAGCGUGAUCUGAAGCAAGCAAGACCGUACGGUGUGGGUGCCCAGCAGUUCUACGAGAAGGCCGAAGUUGCCCCGAAGGAGGAAGAUGCCAAGAAGCUGUACAUUGCCAUCACGUCGGAUCGUGGUCUGUGCGGUGCGGUGCAUACCGGCGUCGCCCGUUACAUUCGUGGUGAGCUAGCCAAGGAUGCGAACAUCAAGGUGAUCUGCGUAGGUGACAAGUCGCGUGCCAUCCUGUCGCGUCUAUACGGCAAGAACAUCGAGAUGGUGGCCAACGAAAUUGGUCGUCUGCCACCGACCUUCCUGGAUGCGGCGAAGCUGUGCAAUGCCAUCCUGAACCUCGGCUAUGAGUACACCGAUGGCAAGAUUAUUUACAACAAGUUCAAGUCGGUCGUAUCGUACCAGGUGGCGGACAUUUCGAUUUUCUCGCUGAAGUCGGUAGAAUCGGCCGAAAAGCUGCCGGUGUACGAUUCGUUAGAUUCGGAAGUGAUCCAGAGCUAUCUGGAGUUCUCGUUGGCUUCGCUGCUGUUCUACACGAUGAAGGAAGGCGCCUGCUCGGAACAGUCGUCGCGUAUGACGGCUAUGGACAAUGCCUCGAAGAACGCCGGCGAAAUGAUUGACAAGCUGACGCUGACCUUCAACCGUACCAGACAGGCGGUGAUUACGCGCGAGCUGAUUGAAAUUAUUUCCGGUGCUUCCGCUCUGGAGAGCAAGGAUUAA